Molecule: messenger RNA, 1751 nt
Organism: Micropterus salmoides (largemouth bass)
Lineage: Eukaryota; Metazoa; Chordata; Actinopteri; Centrarchiformes; Centrarchidae
Product: E3 ubiquitin-protein ligase TRIM69-like
Exons: 1
Coding region: 85-672 (195 amino acids)
Molecular function (GO): protein binding
Source: RefSeq, a predicted model, not a curated record
GUCAGAGUGCAUCCACCUUCAUAUGAUGGAACUGUGGUGAGAGCUGUGGCUCAGCUGGAGGAGACACUCAGUAACCAAAUAAAGAUGCUGUUUAAAGCUGAGCUGAAGAGAAUCCAACGAUAUGCCAUAAAUGUGACUCUUGAUCCUGAUACAGCACAUCCUACACUCAUCCUGUCUGAUGAUGGGAAACAAGUCAGUCAUGGAUAUGUGAAGAAGAAUGUCCCAGACAAUCCAGAGAGAUUUUCAAAUUCCAUUUGUGUCUUAGGAAAGCAGAGUUUCUCUUCAGGCAGAUUUUACUUUGAGGUUCAGGUUAAAGGAAAGACUAAAUGGACUUUAGGAGUGGCCAGAGAGUCGAUCAACAGGAAAGAGAACAUCCAGCUGAGCCCUGAGGAUGGUUACUGGACUAUUUGGUUGAGAAAUGGAAAUGAUUACAAAGCUCUGACUAACCCUCCAGUCCGUCUCUCUCUGAAGUCUCGGCUUCGGAAGGUGGGGGUGUUUGUGGAUUAUGAGGAGGGUCUGGUCUGUUUUUAUGACGUAGAUGCUGCAGCUCUUAUCUACUCCUUUACUGGCUGCUGCUUCACUGAGAAACUUUACCUGUACUUUGGUCCUUGUCCUAACGAUGGUGGUAAAAACUCUGCACCUCUGAUCGUCACUCCUAUCAAUCACACUUAGUAGACCAGCUAUUUGAUUUUCCAUGAAAGCAAUCAGUGUAAAGUAGUAGAUGAUUAUUGGUAAUGCUCAGUGAUUUGGUUACUGAUUUUUGUUAUUGCAUCUUGUUUGUCUUCAAUGUAUCCCACUAUCACUCACUGCCACAACAUGCUCAUGUGUGACAAUCAAUGAAUAAGAGAACAAUUUUUUAAGGUAAAUGUUGAUAAAACCAAGGUACUUUUGGUUGGUCCUAAGUCUAAAAGAGAUACCGUUCUUGGUAAUGUUGGGAACAUGGCGCACCACACCAAAACAAAAGUAACUAGUCUAGGUGUUAUCUUAGAUGCAGACCUUACCUCAUAUUAAAGAAGUCAGCCAAACAGCUUUCUUCCACCUGAGAAACAAUUGCGGCCUUUUUUAACACAAGAUGCUGAAAUAUUAGUCCAUACUUUAAUCAAUAGUAGGUUAUAACAGGAACUGAUACACAACUCUGAAGCUAGACUCCUUACUAAGACCAAGAAGAGAAAGCACAUCAACCCUGCUUUACCCAAAUUGCAUUUGGUCGUUGUUACUUACAGAAUCGAUUUUAAAGGUUCUGUUAAUUACUUUUAAAGGCCGAAAUGGCUUAGCACCUUUAUAUAUCUCUGAACUUUAUAAUACCUUAUCAAUCACAAAGGAACCUUAGAUUCUCUUAUGACGAACUUUUAAUUUUGCCCAAAGUACUGCACAAGCAAAGCGGGGAGGCUUCCUUUUGCAUUAUGUACCAAAAUUAUGGAACACCUUGCACAAAUAUAUUAAACAGGCUAGCUUUGUCAACAUCUUUUAAAAAGAGCUGAAUAGCAAUAUGAGCAGGCAUUUCGUUAACUCUCCCCUGUGAGCUCUUGCUUCUCUCCAAUCUUAACCAUUAAUACUGUAUUCUUUAUGUACAUAUACCUCUGAGAAGUUUUGUAAAAAGUCAUUCGUACUAUGGUUUUAUGGUACUAUGGUAAUUUAUAAUUUUCUUUUACUUUGACUCGUUAUAUUUUACCAAAAUUAGCUUUAUUAUCAUGGUCCUAAAAGACUGCACUUACACAAGCUAUAUUUGCACUGCAUUGCUUUACUAUUUA